UGUUCUGUAUUUACUUUUUUAUUCCCAUGACUUCUUUAAUAAAACAAAAAUCCGGUUUCUUACAUUCGUCCUGUCGCUUGCCAUCGUAAACCGGUGGCUUGAGUAAUUAGCUUCUUACCUUGCUGAGUGGCUAAUAUUAGCAUGCUUGAAAACUGUCUCCUAAAAUGGGACGUAGAAGUAGCAUUAACAAAAAAAUUAUCUGACCUUUGUUACCAUCUAACAUCCAGUUAUGUUUACUGUCAAUUGCUAUGUAAUUCUUAAACGUAUAUCUCAACAAUCGCCAUGUCUUGAUGUCGGUUUUCCUGUUAGAUGCCUGUCCAAGGUGGCCUACAUAAAUGGGAUUGUGCUAAAAUUAACAAUCAUAAGCAUGGUAUUAUACCAAUAGCAUGUAGUGAUCAAGUUGUCGUUUUAUUUGGUUUUGAAUAUGAAAAUGUGCUGUUAAUUGGAAAUACAUAUAAGUCGUUAACGUUAGGUUAUCGUUUCCUUGAAUUAGUCACGUCUGCUAUUGGAGAACAUCAUGCUACAUUCAAACCUUUGAGAAAGAACGUAAAUAUAAGAGGCAUAUCCUUACUCUGUACAAAUGUAAGCUCCAGUGAGAUUUCAGGGAGCUGAAGCAUGGAGGCAGUUCUGAGCAGGCUGAGGGGGCUGAGUGCCGAUGAACUGCGGGAGGAGUUUGCCCGAGCUGACCUCAAGUGCGGCCCUAUCACUGCUACAACCCGGGCCACCUUUGAGAGGAAGCUGGCCCGAGUUCUUGCCGGGCCAGAGAGCAGCGCUACUGAAUCAGACAGCACCUCCUCAGCAAGUGUCUCUGGCAGUGUUGCCAAUCAUGCCAAACUUGUGUCAUGUGCCACCUCAGCAGCUGCACCCACCACUGCUCCAACGAGCAGCAAGCCAGCUGAGGCUGCAGGUGAAGAAUUUGACUUUGGCUAUGGUGUGGGUCUCAACCCUCCAGAAGAAGAGGAGAUUUCUAUAAUGACAACCUCAAACAGCUCUGCCCAAGGCAGUACCUCUCAGUCAAAGACAGAAACCCCUUCAAAGCCUGCACAAGUGUCCCCAGCCUGUUAUUAUGGAGUAUGUCCGCUGUGGGAGGAUGUUUUGCUUAGAAAUGAGAGAGCACACGUGUACACAGAUAAGAAAGAAGCACUUCAAGCUGUAAAGAUGAUGAAGGGAGCCCGCUUCAAAGCAUUUCCCAACCGUGAGGAUGCUGAAAAGUUUGCCAAGGGCAUUUGUGACUAUUACCCCUCUCCCAACAAAUCCACACCCUGUGUAUCGCCUGUCAAACCAGGUGUGGUCAUUUGUAAGGCAGACAACAUGGAGGUUGAUACCAUUAACCGGGAGCGGGCCAACAGUUUUAAGAGCCCACGUACCCAGGACCUCACAGCCAAACUGAGGAAAGCUGUGGAGAAGGGGGACGAAAUAGCCUUCAGCGAGUUGGUUUGGAGCAACCCUCGCUAUCUCAUUGGUUCAGGGGAUAAUCCCACUAUAGUGCAGGAGGGCUGCCGGUACAAUGUAAUGCACGUAGCGGCCAAGGAGAACCAGGCGGGCAUCAGCCAGCUGCUGUUGGACACUUUGGAAAACCCUGAGUUUAUGCGCCUCAUGUACCCAGACGACCAGGAAGUCAUGCUGCAGAAACGUAUCCGCUACAUUGUAGAUCUUUACCUCAACACUCCAGAUAAGGCUGGCUUUGACACGCCACUUCACUUUGCUUGUAAGUUUGGGUGCCCAGAGGUGGUCAAUGUCCUGUGCUCGCACCCUGACAUUGAUAAAAACUGUAAGAACAAGGAUGGCCAGAAGCCUUGUGAUGUUAUUUGUAGCAGAAAAAAUAAAACCCAGGAAGUUAAGCAGAAGAUAAAUGACUAUUUGGAAGACCGCUGCUACAUCCCUUUGCUGAGGGCGACUGAUAACACCUCCCAGCCCAUCAUUGGUACUCCUUGGUCACCUGAGUCCUCAGAAAGCCUCUCUUUGGUCCAACGUCACAUGAGAAGCCCUAUGGAUCCAAUGAUGGCUGUGACUGCCUUUGCUGGCCCCCUGAGCCCCUCUAAAGCAGAUGACUUUCGUCGGUCCUGGAAGACGCCGCCCAGAGAACGAGCGGAGCUUUUCCACCACAUUCUGAAGUCAGAUCCUGAUCGUGGGGCAGAAAGAGUGGGCAGAGACCUAGCUCAUGAACUGGGUCAUCCAUGGGCUGAGUACUGGGAUUUCCUGGACAGUUUUGUGGAUCUGUCAUCAGCUGAAGGUUUACGCAAACUGGAAGAAUAUCUGAGCAGCAAGGAUUUUAGCUCACGGGCUCAUGAAGAGGCUGGAGAGAAUGAGACCAGCAACCGGUUCAGAACUCCCUCUCCAGGUAAACCUAAGAAGUUUUGUAACUCGAUCUCUGUGGGUGCCUUCCUGGAUGAAGGUGAUGACAUGAGCCUUGAAGAGAUGAAGAACCGGCAGAAUGCAGCACUUACCAGCAUCACCUCAUCUGCUGCAUCCAAGGACGGGCUGAAGGGUGCAGUGGGCGGCCUUGAGUUCCACAUCCUGCCCAUGGCUCUGCACCACCGUGGGGCUGAUCUGAUAGAGACGGCGGCUGAGCAGGACCUGCUCUGCUGCUGCGAUGAUGGCCUUCUAUCACCAGGUGGUGUCUGCAAAAACGGAGUGUGCUCCUCCUCCAGAGAUAGGACUCACAAUGGAGACAAGGUCUCCCAUCGCACCUCCCCGUCCUCCUCUUGUCUCCUGUCGCCCAUCUCCAACCUUAUGGUGGAGUUUGAGCGCAUGUCACUGCAAGAGCCAUUGGACAGCCCUACCAGCUGCAGGGAGAGGAGGAGCAGUGGCGGGAGCCGGCACAGGGAAAUCCGGGACUCCUACAGCUCCUCCUCAGCCUCAGACCUGAGCUCCGGCCUAACCCGCCUGUCUCUGGGUCACAGCAGUCAGGACGGUGAGGAGGGGUCAGGCUGGACAACAGAGGCCGGAGGAACAGAGGAGAGGCGCAGCAGUGGCAGCUCAGAGGAGUACUUUGAGGCAGAAGAGAAUCUGGAUGUGUUGAGCAGGACUAGGGGGUCAGUGUCAGGGGGGCGCAACUUCUGUGCAAGGUCCAAGUCAUGGGACCAUGGGGGCAGGGACCUGAGCAGCUCAGGGUCCUCCAGCUCCUCCUAUAAGUCCUUAGACAACUCCCAUGAGUUCUUACCCAGGACCCCACCGCACAUUAAGAAAGGACUUUUUAUUGAUGGGGAUUCACCAACCAAGUUGGACAGGGAGGUCUUGUCAGCAAUCCAAAGCAUGGACAUUGAUCCCCAGAAGUAUCCCAGCAUUCAUAAAUGGAAGAGCACAAUGAAGUUGUACUCUGCAUCAGAUAUGCAGAGCUGGCCCAGCCCCAUGGUGGUAAAACCACGACUCAGGAUGCAGCAUCAGACUCCCGGCUCCCCCGUCAGCGGCCUGAUGUCUCCGACUGGUCGCUUCAGUCCUGCCCGGCAUGCUGCCUCACCAGACUUCAGCCCCAGCCGUUACAGCCCUGCCAAUGCUAGCUACAUCCAGCGUAUCCGCCUCAAGCACUUGAACGACCCACCAGUCUAACUGCCUGCCCAUCCCGCCCCAAACCACCGCGGCCAUACCCCACCUUCCUCUUCCCAGUCCCAAAUCCAGCUGCACCAAGGUGGCUACACCAGAGCUCAGAACCCACAUACCUAACAGAAAUAUGCACAAGUGUCUGGAAGAUUUGUAUUAAUGAUGUAUGGUACUACUCCUAUGUAAUACAGGAAUUCUCAUCACGUUGGGUUGUGAUGUACACUCAAGACUUUAAAAAGGAAAAAAAAGAAAUCUUGGUAAUGUAUGUACUGUAUGGGUGUGGACCAUGUUCAAUUGACAGUAAUGUUAUUUGUGGCAAGUGUGAAGCACCUGUAUCAUAGCCUGAGUCAACUUUUUUGAAUAUCGUGAAUACAAGCCGCACUCCCCAAAGUUAGUUCGUCACUAAAACCUCAGUGUGGAAUCCUCAACAGGAUUCUGUCACGGAGGAUGUUCUUUAAAAAAAAAAAAAAGUAAAAAUGUCAAUAUUUUAAAAAUUAUUUUUUGUAUGUUGGUCAGUAGCACAAAAAUUAAAUGUUUUUAUGAAUGGUGUUAAAACCGACUGCCAUUUCCUAUGUUUUCCUCAGUUCAGGAAUUGCCUUAAUUUUCUGAAGUGAUGGACCAGUUCUCUGUCAGUUUUGACACUUACACGAAAAAUAUUUGGAAAUGAUAGCUUCACUGGUUGCGUUGGUCACAGAUGAUUACGGCAAACAUGGGAAAAACUGACAGACCGAGACCUUCCAUGUUUUAUUUUAUUCUUCAAUAAAUGCAUACAUUUUUGAUCUUCUCAGUGGUUCCUGGACAUGUCUUGACUUUUCCUUUCUGCCACUAAUGGUGGCCUUAGACUGUGCAAUUUUUAGUUGAACUUUUUCUCUGAUAAGUUUUUCGGUCAUAAUCACCCAUCAGUCAAAAGGGUAUUAUCAGAUUUGUCUUGUCUGGGUGAAACCUUCAAACCGCCCAGUCAAAAAUCCCAUUACAGCUGUGUUUAGCUAUUUUUAACCACUAGGGGAAGAAAGCAUUGACAGUAAAAGAGCCCUGAUUAAAAAGUAUUCUUGCCAAGUUGUUACUACUAUCUUGUUAAGAAAAACUGCCUUAAAUGUACCAGAGAACACAAUCGAUGAGGUGGUAGCAGCUAAGACCUGUGUAGAGUUAGGAGUUGAUUCCAUGUGGGAUCAGCGGAACUCGAACCCCUUUCACAUUACAGUGAGUCACAUGAUUUAGUUGCUCAUCAUGCAUUGAGCUUUAAUACCCAACAUUAGGUUUUUUGCAUCUAUCGGUUGUAUGAAAUUGGCUCAUCUCUGCUUGUCAGGUUCAAAACAAGUAUGAACAAUGGACUGUAUGCAAAAACCUGCCCAAAUUAUUUACACUCAACUCAAUGCUGUAUGAGAGCUUACCAGCUACGUCUAGGACAAAGAAGCCAAUCACUUUAAAUAUUCAGAUUGCCACUCUAGUUAGGAUGAGAGGACUGGUGUUCUGAAUGUAAAUUAGUUGUGAACUAAACCUUUAUCUGAGAGCACAAACUACUCCACUGAGAUGAUUGUAUUGUCUACCUUGUGCUCUCACGUGACAACAGAUCUAAUUCUGGUUUCUGAAUGUUUAUGAAUGUGGAACUUUGCAAAAAUGCACCUAAAAACUUAAAACAUGCUUCUUGUGCUUUUAGCAUUCUGUGCUUUAUUAAAAAAAAAAAAAAAAGUUAACUUUCAUGGUGAAUUCUUUCU
Molecule: messenger RNA, 5255 nt
Organism: Sphaeramia orbicularis (orbiculate cardinalfish)
Lineage: Eukaryota; Metazoa; Chordata; Actinopteri; Kurtiformes; Apogonidae
Gene: ankle2
Product: ankyrin repeat and LEM domain containing 2
Exons: 13
Coding region: 616-3549 (977 amino acids)
Biological process (GO): negative regulation of phosphorylation
Cellular component (GO): endoplasmic reticulum
Molecular function (GO): protein phosphatase 2A binding
Source: RefSeq, a predicted model, not a curated record